CUUUGUUUGUGUGUGCGUGUGUGUGUUUGUGUCCAGUAUUCGCGCGAGUCGUGUCAAUGGACGCUGCAGCACUCGUGGCACAGGCACACGAGCUGCUCGCCAGCAGCGGGACCAACCCCAGCCCAAAUCCCAGCAGCAGUGCCAAGAGCAUGCCAGUGAGUGCAGCAGUGGCUGUGCUGAGCUGCAUUGACACUGCCGUCGAUGCGUGGACGACCAGCGCGUCUGCCGCUCCACUCGAGUCGAACGCAGUCACCACGCUGCUUGAUCUCGUUGCGCAAUGCACGAGCGCAGUCGUCCUCGAGGGCAACAAUGCAUCCACAACCCAAGCCACCACCACCACCACUGCGACUACCGCUGGACAAGGCUUGGCUGUGUCAACGGCAUUGCGAUGCUGCAAUCGCACUCUUGUGAAUCUGUGCGGGCGAUUGCAAGUCAUUGUGCGCUCACCAACUGCAGCGAUCGCGUUCGUGCGCAUCCUGACGCGAUUCAUCGUGGCUCCGCGGUUCAGUGCCAUGUCCACGUCCCCCUCCGUGGAAAGCGCUCGCGAGCUCGUGGACGGGUUGCGCGCCUUGGCUGCUGUGGUGUACGAGAAUGGCCCAACCCUGCUUGCGGCACCUUUGAGCGCCGAGAUGCUCGCGCUAGUCGGUCCGUCCGAUGCGUCAUCAAGCGCCCCGGCACUCUCACAAAGGAUUCUGUUUGAGCUUGCCAAGGUCCGGGAUGCGAGCCAGCCGUCAUCGGGCCCACCAGAGCAGGCUUUCGAGCUCCAAUCCAUCACUACCGAAGCACGCCGCAUUGCAAUUUCGUGCCUCGGCAAUCUUACCAUCAAGUGCUCGCUUGCAACACAGCCCGUAUUUCAGCAGCUUCAAUCCGAGAUACUGACUGUCGUGUUUGCCAACCUCGCACACGAGACACACUCCUUGCUUGUUGUUGGUUUUCCGAGCAGCAGCAGCAGCAGCAGCAGCAGCAGCAGCAGCAGCAGCAGCAGCAGCAGCACGACGCCAUGCCCACCGGCGCCGGCGCCACUCAUGUCACGAGCAUCCACAAAGUUGCUUGUCACAAUCCUCAAAGCGCUCACGCGGCUGGUGACUUUCUCAAAAACCGUGGAGCCGCUGCUCUCGGACGUUCUUGCGCGCCUCAAGCUGUGUCUGUUCCACGGCUUGUCUUUGUCGGUCAUCAACGCUGCUGCUGUGGAUUCGGCUACUGGCACUGGUUCCGUGCCAUCCCUGUCUGCCAUGCUCGGUGUGCCGCUGCAGCCCGCUGGUGCCUUUGCGGAUCCACUCUCCUCCUCGCUGCCGAGUCGUGCAGGCUCUACCACCGCCACCGCCACCACCACCACCACCAACGACGCUACAAACUCCAAUCCCGCUAAUACUGAUGGCAGUCGCACAUGCCGAAGACCUGCCCGUCAUUCCACAGAGGCGAAUCACGGAUCUCCUGCAAGCUCCGAUUUCGUGAGUUCGGAAUCUGACUUUUCCGAUCUUGACAGUGCUGGUGGGCGAUCCAACUCUAAGAGCGCUCUUGCAAUCCGGCAAGCAGCGUUUGCAGCACUAGGAUCGAUCAUUAAGGUGGUUCGCAAGCGCGACUUUCAGGCUUUUUGGCCUGGUUUCCUGCCAGACUCGGCCUCGAUGGCCACCCCAACACUGCUCACCAGUAUUCUGCAUGAUCCAAACCCAAAGGUUCGGUCUCUGGCAUUGACUGCGCUUGCAGCCAUGCUUGAAGGCAGCAAGCCGUUUCUUGCAGCCGCGGACGAUCUGGCCCCGACCACGCCCUCGUUCACGCCUUUCUCGCGGACGCUGGCUGCUCGUCUCGUGCAAGUACACGAGGCGCUAUUACGCGCCGCACAUACGGAACAGGCUGCGCAACCCCUCCUUCAAGUAGUGCGGUGUUUGACGCUGCUCGUGGAGAACACUUGUUAUUCCAAGCUGCGGCGCGCCAAACAACAUUUGCAGAGCUGCAUUGCCCUGUGCUUUGCGCACAUCGGGCAUCGUGAUAUCGAUGUGCGAAUUGCAGCCUGGGCUUGCUUGACGGCCGUUGCUGCCAACGAUAGUCGUCCUGCAUUGGCUCAACUUGCCGAAUCUCCGGCCAGUAUCACCAUUCCCGACCUGCUUGCACGAGCCAUUGACACCAUGUCGGCCAAAGACCCAAUACCGGUUCGUGUUCAUGCCGCGUACUUUUUGUGUGCCAGCGUCGGCAAAUUGGAUGACGUGCUGCCAUCCCUCUGGCCUGGCGGUGCCGCUUCCGAUGGCCUUGGCGCUUCCACGGCAGACUCGUUGCUUUUGCGACUGCUUCAUGCAGCCAGCAAUAACGUGUCUGAGGCUGAUGCAAGUGUCAGGCUGUCGGCUGCUCGGUUGUUCGAGUCGCUGGCAGGGUCCAUUCUUGCGCGCACAACCGCUCUUGUUCGUCCGGCCAUGUUCGCCAGCGGCUCGGAUGCAUUGGAUGGAGAUGGCGAUGCCGACUUGGUCGACGGCGCCGCAGCAGCAGCAGCAUCAACAACCGCAACAAGCGCGACUGCCGUCAACAACGACGCGCUCCUGGCCAUGCUGGGCAAUGUAUCCGAUCAACUCUGGAAUGUCGUCAUCGAGAAGCGUCACUUGUUUCGGCUUUUGCAAGAUUCUUCACUGGCUGUGUGUGCUGCGGCCUGCGAUUUGCUUUCGCGUUUGAGCGAGCCGCGCUUCUGCGCUCUGCCCCGUGACCAGUCUGCUCGCCUUCUUUCGCAGCUCGUGAGCUUGAAUCCGGUGGAUGACGCCAGCGAUUUAGACACAACCAUUCACGAGCGGACGGACGACGUGCGAGAGACGCCGGCGGACUCGGCUGCAGCCUCAGCCCAGGCGGCAGCCUGUCGCACCAUAGGCAUGUUUGUCCUAUUUCCGUCAUUGUUUGAUGAUCUCGUCUUUAUGUCUGACGCAACCACGGCCCUGCUUUCUGGAAUGGAGAGCCCGCAUCUCGUGAUUCGUGUUCGUGCCAGUUGGGCACUCGGAAACUUGUGUGAUGCGUUGAUUUCAUCACAAGCAUCGAGCAACAACGCCGAGUUCCCCACGAUUGCGACAGACUUUCCCAUCAACCUGUUGUGGAACAUUACGAGCAUCUGCAUUGGUGCUGCGAAAGACCAUGACAAGGUUCGCUCGAAUAUUGUUCGUGCUUUGGGGAAUGUCGCACGGUUUGCCACAACAGAGAUGCUCCAACAUAGCCGCGUUGGCAGCGGCGCCAAGUUUGAAGGACUGAUCGGUGAAGGAAUUGAGCUGCUCUGCAAGGCCUCUCUCACUGGCAGCGCCAAGGUCCGCUGGAAUGCGUGCCGCGCGCUCGGUAAUGCGCUCAAAAACCCCUGCAUCCUGUCACCACGACCAGCAUGGGCGGUGCGCGUGGUAACGACCCUGUGCCAGUGCAUCGGCACCUGCAAAAACAGCAAAGUGCGCAUCAACGCGAGCGCUGCGCUCGGGACACCGCAGAGUUUGGCCUUUUACGGGACAGCCACCGAGCUUGCCAAUGUCGCGCGUGUCGUGCAUGAAGCAAUUGCAGCCUGCGAUGCGACAACAACGGAUCCGGUCGAGUUGAGAUACCGCGAUGCUCUUCGAGCCCAACUUUUGAACACUGCAGAGCGCAUUUCGCGAUCGUCGAUGUAAAGCAAAACCGUCUUGUCCUCAACCCGAUCUCUCCAUUUGGUUUUGUAGUGAUUGAUGUGUAAUAUACAAAAAUACAAAGUGUACGACUACGAG
Capsaspora owczarzaki ATCC 30864 is the source of this 3713-nucleotide messenger RNA. RefSeq lists its product as hypothetical. The transcript has 6 exons. NCBI's taxonomy places the organism in Eukaryota, Filasterea, Ministeriida, Capsasporidae. The record is from RefSeq and is a predicted model, not a curated record. Bases 57 to 3620 code for a protein of 1187 amino acids.